This is a messenger RNA of Caenorhabditis elegans, 1664 nucleotides long. RefSeq lists its product as uncharacterized. Bases 9 to 1607 code for a protein of 532 amino acids. NCBI's taxonomy places the organism in Eukaryota, Metazoa, Nematoda, Chromadorea, Rhabditida, Rhabditidae. The transcript is spliced from 7 exons. The record is from RefSeq and is marked reviewed.
CUUGCCCAAUGCGUCCCUCUACCGCUUCAACACCAUUAUCAUCGUCCGCAUUAAAUUAUCUGGAAUCGUUCGAGAGAAAUGCGAAAGCGUUGCGUGGCAACAAUAAUGGCUCUUCGACUAGUGGAGGAAAUAAAAAAGAUGAGAGCUCUACAUCAAAAUCUAUUGUAUCCUCACCAGCACCUGUCAAACGGAGAGUGUCGAUAUCAGAUAUUAUCAGUCAAGCAAGAAGACAAGUAUCUUUAUCUCGAACUGACUCAGAAGACUUUGACUUUUUGAAUGAAUCCUUGAAGUCGUCAGUUUUUGACGAGAGUGUUUCCAGUGAUACGGAUAGUGAGGAGAGCCACGAAGAAAAACGUAUUUUACCGCUUGGAACACCAGGACAACAAGUCGGUCGGAAAAGUUUAAAAGACAUCCGUGAACUCCGAAAUUCCAUCGAUCAAUCGCUUAUCAAACCACCUGAACUUAAAAUGUUACGGAGCAAAGCGGCUGGAGAAGAAUCGAAAAGACAUGCGCACUUCGAAAGUAUUCAAGAAGAGGAAAAAAUAUCUGAAGAUUUACCGACAGCUCAGCUUCCCUCCAAAAGCCCAUUCAAAAAAGCAAUACAAAGUGGAAGUGAAAGUUCGGAUUCUGAUUCCAUAAUUUUCGAUGAAGUUUUCGAAGAGGUUCUUCCGUCUCCACCAAGAAAACCAGCACCGGCUCGGACGGCUCCUAUUGUUGUAGAAAAAAAGAUUGAAAAACCUGCUGUCAAAGAGCAAAAAGCCAGAAAGAAAAAGGAAAAGACACCAACUCCAACGGAAUCUUCAUUCGAAUCAUCAUCAGAUUCUUCUUCUACCUCUGAAUCUUCUACAUCGUCCGAGUCCAGCUCAAGUGCAUCUGAAUCGGAAUCUGAAUCAAAGUCCGAAUCGCAAGUCAGCUCUUCCAAAACAUCAACUUCGAAAGCUAGCUCUAGUAAAGCAUAUGGAUCCGAUUUUGAGUCUGAAAAGUCAUCUUCUUCCUCGGCUUCAACAAUAUCCAAAGUUACUCCAAAGAAAUUAGAUAAACCGCAAAAAACAAAGAAACCUGAUAAAAAACGGGCCAAGCCAGAUGAUAUUAGACAAAACAAAAAGCCAGAGCCCAUUCCGUAUGAAGACUUCAUUCCGAAGCUCAGCUCAAGAUCGUCUAAUUCUGAAAAAUCAACUGUUCGAGAGACAAAUCGAACUCUAGAGGAAUCACUGAAAAAAACAUUGAAAAUCAACAAGUCAUCAGAAAAAAUGGAGAAGCCGAGAAAAGAUAUCAGAAGAGCUCCACGAUCUUCGUCAUCCUCUUCUUCAACAUUAAGGGACGCCGAGAGAGAACAAGAUAUCGAGAGACGCAGAGAAAAGAGAGCCCGAAGAUUCAGAAGUAGGAGGAGAAGAUCUGAAGAACCUCAUACUUGCCAAGAGAACAUUCAUAAUAUGAUAGAAUCUGUAAUUGAUACGCAUGUCCAAAUGUUGGAUGAUUUCAAUCGAAUGGAAUAUGCAGCAGUUUGUGAAUGGACUCAAGUACUCCGAAAAUUUGAUGGACAUGAUGGACCUAGUUCUCAGAAGUUACGGGAAAUUAUUGAACGCCGGUUGAAUAGGAAAUAUUAAAUAUUUGAACAAUUUGACAAUCUGGUCUUUAUAAAAAUGUUGUGAAUUUUUAAAUUC